Spodoptera littoralis (African cotton leafworm) is the source of this 2892-nucleotide messenger RNA. The record is from the annotation of a GenBank genome assembly. Lineage: Eukaryota; Metazoa; Arthropoda; Insecta; Lepidoptera; Noctuidae.
AUGCCUGGGAAGAUAAAGGUGAAAGUGUUGGCAGGCCGGAACCUCCCGGUGAUGGACCGGGCUAGUGAUACGACGGACGCGUUCGUUGAGAUAAAAUUUGGGAGUAUCACACACAAGACUGAUGUGUGUAGAAAGUCCCUGAACCCUCACUGGAACAGCACAGAGUGGUACAGGUUUGAGGUAGACGAAUCAGAGCUUCAAGAUGAACCCCUCCAGCUUCGACUGAUGGACCAUGACACGUACUCCGCGAACGAUGCUAUCGGAAAAGUAGUGAUCAGCCUUGCUCCACUGCUGGCGAGGGAAGCCAACAACGCCAAGAGUACUGCUACACCUCAUGGGGGUGCAGUGAUGUCCGGUUGGAUCCCUGUCUUCGACACGAUGCACGGCAUCAGAGGCGAAUUGAACGUCAUCGUGAAAGUGGAGCUGUUCUCAGACUUCAACAAGUACAAAACUUCCAGCUGUGGAGUGCAAUUCUUUCAUUGUCCAAUGAUACCUCCAGGCUACAGAGCAACUUCUAUCCAUGGAUUUGUUGAAGAGCUGGUGGUAAACGACGACCCUGAAUACCAGUGGAUUGACAAGAUCAGAACCCCUAGAGCAUCCAACGAAGCGCGACAGGUGGCCUUCAUCAAACUUAGUAACCAGGUCCAGCGUUUAGUAGGUCUGAAAGCAGCUGAGCUGGGGGCCAACGCUGUGGUUGGUUACCAACAGGACUUCGAUCUGGAAGGGGAAGCAGGAGUUGUGGCUAGAGCUAUCGGUACCGCCGUCAGUAUAACUCCUCUACCCAUGCCAAGUCAAACGUUAAACAUGCCACCUUGCACGCAACAGAGUGAACGAGACAGGGAUAGGCGCGACGAUAAGAGCGACAAGGACAGAGGAUCGCCGCGCCAUGCUCGUCAUGAGUCGUACGGGGGGAGGGAGCCGGCUCAGGCGGCGCAUGCGCAGAACUCUUCCUUGAACGCCACGUCGACGCCACUUGGGAUUCACAGGAGGUCGUCCGAUUCUGAUCUUAGUGUAACGCCUAAAGGUGGAUCACUAAACACAUCGGCGGGUAACGUAGGUAGCGGUGGUGGCGCCAUCUUGCGGCCGUCUAUGAACAGCAACAACCUGGACAUGCUGGAAUAUCCGUUCCUUACCAUGACAGAGUAUCCGCCGGGAUUUAUUGUGCAUAUUGGUGGUACAGUAUGCGCUCGUUCGGUGAAGCUAGCGGACGGCGGGGAGGGCGCGGCGCGCGCCGCCUGGUGGGCCGAGCUCAGGACUGAGCUGCGGGCGCAUGCGCGGGCACUGCGCUGUAACGCCGUCAUAGCGUACACUGAGAACACUGCUAUUUGCGAGGACGUGUGUGUGCUCUCAGCGUCCGGUACAGCGGUAGUGAUCAACUUAGACUGCGACUUCAAUGCCGAGCCAGAACCUAAUUCAGCCCCAGCAUCGUCGGUUUCGAAGCACGGCGAGGAGUCCGACAGUGAGUCGUGCAGUAUGUCUCACGUGCCGUACUCGCCGGGCGCCGGGCCCUACCGCGCCGAGCUCGCCGUCUGCGGGGGAUGUCGACGAGCCCGCGUGCCUACAGUAUUGCUCGCGACAUGUUCGAAGCCCAACAAGUUGGCGUCACACGCCAAAGCCGUCACACUCACUGCCGUCGCGGCUCGAGUGAGAAGAGCGCCGCCUACAUCAGAGCCGGGUGCCAGGGACAUCUCCGACCAACUGCCCUUUCUAGAGUAUGAACUACACAAGUUACUGCUCGCUAAACUUAGGAUGCAGGGCGCCAACGCGAUAUUCUCGCUACAGACUCAGAUAGCUAUCGGCGAGCGGUGCGUGAUGGCGCUGGCCACGGGCACGGCCUGCAGGCUCGCUGCACUCCCGCCGCCCACGCCGCCCAGGAUAAAGGCGUCAGAAAACGACAAAGAUGCGUUGGAAAUACAGAAAGCAUUAUGGGACUCGUUCGCGGCUAACAGAGUGGCCAACGGUUUUGAUGUUGGUGUGACCGAGCACAAUACAAACGGCGCGCUGCCGGAGAUGGAGGGCGAGGACGCGCCCGCACUGGACCUCUGCGCGGACAAGGACGCCUGCGUACUGGAGCUCGACGAGGCUGAGGAUGUAGAAACAGCGCGUGCGCUAGCCAAACGUCACGUGAACAUGCAAGUGUACACGCACGGACUCAAACCCGUCGUCGGAGCUCCACCGCAGGCGUUUGCGCAGGUAUGGCGCGGGCGUCUGUCACUGGGCGGCGGCGGCGGCAGCGCGUGCGUGGAGCGACACGUGCGGCGCGCGCUCGACGGCGUCGCGUACAAGCUGCGCCGACUGCAGCCCGCCGCGCUCACCGCGCCGCGCUUCCAGCUCGAGCUGCCAGAGGACGAAAUUCAACUCAUAGUAUCAGGAGCAGCCAUUCCUCUUCAAGACCCGAACAGUCCUGAGGGGAAUACAGUGGAGAAUGGUCACCCUAGUAGUCACAGUAGUCACGGCAGUCACGGUAGUCAUGGCAACGGGACCGGAGACGCUGACGAUGACAUCUUCGAACUGGAUGAGGAGCAACUUGUUAAGAGUCCGCCUGAGUUACCUGAGGAGAAGAAUAGUAUUAAUGGACAGGUCCCGAGCGCGGUGUCUCUGUCGCCGCUGGCGCACGUGAGCGGCAGUCGCGUGUCGCGGCGGCUGUGCGCGCUGCGGCUCCUGUUCGUGCGGGAGACCACGGCCGUGCGGGAGCUGGGCGGGCUCAGCGGGUUCCUGCAUACAUUCACUUGUGAGGUGAUGGCGAUAGUCCGCGCUUACACGGCGGCGCUGGGCGGGAACGCGCUCACGUCCUUCUACAUCACACAGCUCAUGUUGCAAGACAAUGCGCAUAAGAAUCAGGGUCAAUGUCUCCUGUCCGUAGGAGGCGAUAUAGUACAUAUAACAUACUGA